ACAACGACAUCGUUUCACAAAGUAACGAACGAGCACAGUUUAGAAAUCAUUUCCUCCAGAGAGAGAAACGAAAGGAAGAAGAAGAAGGAGGAGGAGGAGCAGGAGGCAAAUCCGCAUAGAGAGAAAGAGAGAGUUUCACUUGUUUGCAUCAAAUCAAUGGAUGAACUAUUCGUAGCGAUACUAUCGAUGCUUCUCGUGGCAGCACUAAUCCCACUCUAUCUAUGGAAACGCCAUCACGAUUCACGAUCCUCUUCUUCCAACGAAGAACCUCACCAGGCUCCGCAGAGAGAAACCGUGGUUCGCGCCACCGCUACUCGCCGCAUGCGUCGGAGACCGGCUGCAUCUGGAGCUAGCACUUCGUCGGCUCCGUCUGCAACGCAACAAGAGUCUGCGGAUGAAAGUGACAAUGAAGCUGGUGGUGAUGAGUCCUAUGAAGCCAAAGCAUCAAGGAAAAAGGAAAUGAAAAGGCAAGAGAGGGAAGCUCGGCGACAGGCUGAAGAAGCAUCACGAGAGUCAAGACAGUCAAAACAUGACCGUUAUUCAGAAAUGCGGAGGUUGAAGGAUGAAGAGCGUGAGGCACAGGAGCGUAUGUUGGAAGAGGAAGCCAAGGCUCAGAAGGCUAAGGAAGAGGAAGCUGCUGCGUUAGAGUUUGAGAAGUGGAAAGGCGAAUUUUCAAUAGAUGAUGAAGGUACCCUUGAAGAGGAGCAGGAUAAAACUGAAGACUUGCUUGCCAAUUUUGUUGAAUAUAUAAAGAAGCACAAAUGUGUGCCCUUAGAAGAUCUUGCUGCAGAAUUUAAAUUGCGUACACAGGAAUGUAUCAAUCGCAUCACAUCUCUGGAAAGUAUGGGUCGGCUUUCGGGUGUCAUGGAUGAUAGGGGGAAAUUUAUUUACAUCUCACCAGAAGAGAUGAAAGCUGUUGCUGAUUAUAUUAAGCGGCAAGGGAGGGUUAGCAUUUCCCAUUUAGCUAGUAAAUCAAACCAGUUCAUUGAUUUAGAGCCAAAGACUCAUUAUACUGAGGACAUAAGUAACAUGGAGGAGAUAACUGUCAACUGACAUGUUUUUUGGCUUAUGGGUGGAGGAAAAUCAUGUGAUAUAUGUACAUAAGAAAAAGAAUGCACUGAUCUGGCCUGAAUAGGAUUUGGUACAUGGCUUUGAGCAGCGUUAGCAUAUUACCCCAAUUUCAAAAUUUUCCUGCACAAUUUUCUGCUAAAAAGUGUACUUACUGUAUUAAAGAGAACGUAUUAAUUCAAAAGACAAUUUUAGAAAGUUAUUUCGUAUUUUUGGCUUCCUCAACAAUCUGAAACAAGAGACAGAUGGAAGCAAGAGCAUGUUAAACAAGAGACCAAUUCAAGCUUCAGCUCUUAGCCUGAAUGCUUGGUAGAGAGUCGCCUUUUCAUAGCAAGAUGUAGUGUGCAAUGAUAAUGCCUUAUAACUUUUCUCUUCUUUUUAACUUGAUAUUGGUUCCAGUCUUUUAAA
Messenger RNA from Cicer arietinum (chickpea), 1476 nucleotides. RefSeq names its product DDRGK domain-containing protein 1. The record is from RefSeq and is a predicted model, not a curated record. Gene Ontology annotation, molecular function: ubiquitin-like protein ligase binding. NCBI's taxonomy places the organism in Eukaryota, Viridiplantae, Streptophyta, Magnoliopsida, Fabales, Fabaceae.